Messenger RNA from Protopolystoma xenopodis, 1485 nucleotides. NCBI's taxonomy places the organism in Eukaryota, Metazoa, Platyhelminthes, Monogenea, Polystomatidea, Polystomatidae. The record is from the annotation of a GenBank genome assembly.
GUCCUACUCAACCGGCAGAAUGUGAAGACACUCGGUCAAGUGCUCUCCGACCUAUCGGAUGCCUUCGGGCCACGAUGGGGUCAUGAACGACUGCGUAAACUCUUCCACCUGAACGGACGUGAAGUUCGCACUGUCCAGGAGCUGCUUAAGACGGACGGAAUUUUCCUCGGAUUCAGCAAUCCACCACCAGCCUCAGGACAGGGGACACAGCCAUCUACAACUAACCCAUUUGAGGAGGGUGGAAAACUGAACAUUGGAGGCGAGACGACUUCGCUCGGGACGGCACCAAUUAUCGCCAGCAACGGACUCAGAGUUGCCGACUACGCAAUCCUCGAGGCAGGCCGGCUGGGCGCAAAAUUAGGUGUAGAAGUGCUCACGUGGAACUCGGACCCAGUGUCGGGUUGCAGUCCCGGCCCGAUGCGUGGCGGUGGAUGCGCCAAAGUCUGCAACAAAUCAUACAAGCCUGUCGAGGUCACAUCCGAAGACGUCAAGACAGGCUCGGUUGAAUUUCGUUCUGGACACAAUCCAGUUGCCAUCGGACUGGACUUUUUCUCGCCUCAUGCGGGUCGGCUAGAUCAAGUGAUUUCUGGCGCCAGAGUUCGAGCCAGCUUGCUGGCUGCCCGAAACCUGAUAUUGAACUUUUUCUAUCUGAAAUUCAGUGAAAAAUGGACAUACUCUGAGAAGAUAUUGAGCAGCGACAGUUCACUUUUUCAACAGUUGGACGCAUCGUCUGACUUCGGUACAAUCUACGAAGAUGUGAAUUAUACGCUUUUCGAAAUGGCAAAAAUGUACUCCCAUUUCUGGCAGUGUAUGUGCAAAGCAGCGUGUGCAUCCUUGGACGACUGGCUCAGACUGGUAUCAGUCGGCUGCAUUUGGGCUUAUGUGCCUCCUAAAGCCGAGAAUACAGGCGGCCAGAUCUUUUAUCUCGAUUUCUUUCUGCUACCCUCCUCUGAAAGAUGCAGAGAAAUUGCCUCAUCACAGGCGAGGCGAGCACACCUACCCGAAAGCCGCUAUUUUUACCGCCUUCCUACCCUGGCGCAAUUGCUUCGUGACGCAUCAGUGCCUCCAGAGGCUGAAACGCAGCCGGUGGCUUCUCUGGUCACGGAUUGGGUUCACUGUUGGCCGAUACACAACACGAAAAGAGCUACAAGCCGGUCUGUCAUAAUGACAGAUUGGAAGGUACGCGUCUGGCUCGAGCCCCGGCCAGACUUGGUUCCUUCUUCACGGAGUAGGCGUUUCGAUUACGUCACGCUUGACUACUCCAGGAUACGGUGUCGCCUAGUCGUAAGUGAUACAGUUGCCCCGGGCCAGCCAAGCGUCCGUCCUGGACUCUGUUCAGCAGAUCUUUUCUGCUCACUCAUAACCUGUCGCUUGGGCGUCUGCCCAGUCGAGGGGUCGGCAUCGGCUGUUCUACACCGGUUCUUGCUGCCGACGCGGAAACACAAGUCAGGCGUCUCGCAUUCUCGCCACUUCGGUCUCUUCUAA